Molecule: messenger RNA, 1194 nt
Organism: Sipha flava (yellow sugarcane aphid)
Lineage: Eukaryota; Metazoa; Arthropoda; Insecta; Hemiptera; Aphididae
Product: WD repeat-containing protein WRAP73-like
Exons: 1
Coding region: 1-1194 (397 amino acids)
Biological process (GO): protein localization to mitotic spindle pole body; microtubule anchoring at mitotic spindle pole body; mitotic sister chromatid segregation
Cellular component (GO): MWP complex; mitotic spindle; microtubule organizing center
Molecular function (GO): protein binding
Source: RefSeq, a predicted model, not a curated record
AUGAACGUACUUGAUUAUGACGUGUGCGCGUUUUCCGAUAACGGCCAAUAUAUGGCGGCUGCUCUGUCAAAUCGUUUUAUUAUAAAAAAACACCCGUUCACCGGUUUGCACAAUACUGCUGCGGCCGUUCAUGCCAUUGAUUGUCUACAGUGGAAUGUUACAUCAGAUCUUGUACUGUGUACUCAACUCGGAAAAGGCGUGUUACAAGUGUAUGACAUGUGUUCCAAAAAUUGGAAAUGUACACUUACAUCUGGAUACUUCAAGUUUAUCGCUGCUCAAUGGAUAGGUCGUGGGAAAAUUUUGCUGACUCUAGAAUUUCAUGUGGCCCUAGGCAUAUUUGAUAUAUUUACAAAGUCAAUUAUGUACAUUGAAGUUCCAAAGCCCAUUUGGCCUUGUGUAUUAUUUGAUAAUGAUGGAACACAUAUGUUUGUUGUUUCCAAAUUAAAUGGCUAUGAAAAAUUAUUGAUGUUACGUUCAAAAAAUUUGGAUAGAAUAAUUUAUAUUCAAGAUAUAGUAGGAACAUGUGAUGGAUUAAAUAAAUCGCCAGAUAAUCGGUUUCUAUGCGUUUUCAAUAAACAAAAAUUAGCUAUAUUUAAUUUUCUCUCUGGUAAUAUUAUUGGUUCGGUUGAAAAUCUAUACUUAAAUACUGUGAGCUGGGCACCUAAUGGUGAAUAUUUAGCUUUGGGAUGUUCACUAGGUAAAAUUGUUGUAUUAGCUUCUUCUAAUGAGUUUAAUGUAGAAAUUAAGUUGUGUCGUUAUUCUGAAAACAAAGACUAUAAUUUUUUUAUGGAAUGUAAUCAAGUAUUGAUCAGAACAAAACCUUCAGAAAACUUUAUCAAUAAUGUUCCAACAAAAAUAGCUUCCAUUAUGUGGAGUUUUGAUUCUAACUAUUUAAGUACUUAUGAAGUAGAUUCAACAUUUCUUUGUAUUUGGAAGAAUUAUAAAUUGAUAUGUGCAGUAGAAUUUUCUUCAACAAUAAAACAUAUGCAGUGGUGUCAAUCAGAAAACAAACUUUCAGUAGUUUUUGGUACAAAUUUAAUUUUUUUUUGGUCUUCAAAGCAUAUUCCUAAAUUUCUAAAGUCACCAAAAUUUGUUGAUGGAACAUGUUUAUUAAUUUCUAAUGUAUCUUGGUCAUUUAAUAACAGAGAUAUGAUUUUAACUGACGGAAAAAAAUGUUUAUUAUUUACCAUUUGA